GGAAUCUCCACUGCCUUCACCACCUGGUGCAUUCCCUGAACAAGCUUUAAAAGACAACCCCCUACAACCAUUUACUGAAAUUAAUUUCUAUCGGCAAGGAGAAAACUGUGCUCAAGAGCCAUUAAACCUCCAAAUAAGUGAUAUGGAUGCGGAGAACAUUACAAAUAAAAUGGAAGACCAUCUUCUGCCACCACCUCCACCAGACUUCUGAUGUAAAGUGGUUCUUAAAUUUGCAAGGAUGGGCUAUCGCACACCCUCUCCAGGACUCCUGAUUAUUUUAUGUUCUGUACAAAAUAUUAUCUGCCCCUGCCCCUUGAAGUGCUCGUGCUCUAUGAAAACCAGAAAUGUAGACUGUUCUGGCAGAAGUUUUACUGCAUUGCCACAUGGACUGCAAGACAAUAUCACGCAGCUAAACUUGUCUCGCAAUCCCUUCUCCAGUUUAGACCACCAAUUGACUCGGUUCACCAAUUUAAGGUCACUAGACCUCUCACACAACUUGCUCAAGAGCCUGCCUUCUCACUUGCCAAGAUCUCUAUGGGAAGUGUAUGCCACAGACAACAACAUAACAGUGCUUCAUAAGCUGGACACGGCUUACCAGUGGAAUCUGAAGGUGCUAGACGUCUCCAGGAACAGCCUGCAGAGGACAGUCUUCAUUAACAAUACACUCAUUAGUCUGCAGAUGCUGAACCUCAGCCACAAUCAACUCUGGACUGUUCCUACCAACAUGCCAAGCAACGUCCUAACCAUAGAUUUAUCCCAUAACUUUAUCACUCAGAUCCUACCUGGAACCCUGGUGAGAAUGCCUCAACUCCAAACCUUAUACCUGCACAAUAACAGGUUCAGCUACAUACCAAACAACGCUUUCGACCAAAUUUUCCAUAUAAAAGAGAUCACUCUACACGAUAAUCCAUGGUCCUGCAAGGACUCAGAAAACAUGGACUAUCUAAUCAAGUGGGUGGCUGCGAGGAAAAAUGUCAACCCUUGUGGCAAUGACACCAAGGAACAGAACAUUGAAGUCCUUUUAACCCCAUACGAAGCAACACAAAUGGCAACUACAGAUGACAACCCGUUACGUACUACAAUUUAUUCUCAUUUUCUAGAGGUUCAAGAAAUAAAACUGCACAAGAAGGUACAAUUCUCUGAGGCUCUACCUACAACCCCACUCCUCACCACUGAGCACAUCUUGCUCGCAAGCACAGAAGAUUCACAGUUCACAGAUGAAGGCUCCACAGAUGGAAUGAUCCAUUUAGAUUUCAACAACUUUGGAAAAGAAAUGGACCCUUUCAUAAGCUCAAAUGAAGUAGAGGAAAGUGAAAUGAACAGCCCCACCGUGAUCCUGAACACUGAUAAUGGAAUAUCAGAGGUGAUCCUGAACAGUGAUCAUGAUGGACCAAACAAUGGUCCAGGGGCGGCCAUGCCAAGCACAACCGUAUCUGUAGAUAUACAACGUACAACUGUUAACCUCAACUCUGCACCUUCCUCUGCAGCCCAGAAAGCUGCAUCCUUUACAGUUCCCUUUCUAUUCAUUCCUCUCACGCUUAGGAUAGUAUAAAAGCAUGGUCUAAACAGGGUAAGGUAAGAACACGCGUUUUUCACAUGAGCCUGGCACAAAGUUUAGCAUUCUAGCAUCCAACUCAAAGAUGUCAAAAUUGUACUACCAGCUUUGCUUGAAAACUGAAUGAGACGAUGAAUGUCAAUGCACCAAACCGAUGAAUGCUGCCGAUGUUAUGCAUAUCUGUACAAAAAAUGAUUCAGAUCGAUUUUAUUAAACUUCACUUGAAUGU
Messenger RNA from Bufo bufo (common toad), 1784 nucleotides. It is a transcript of the gene OMG, whose product is annotated as oligodendrocyte myelin glycoprotein. Gene Ontology annotation, molecular function: protein binding. The record is from RefSeq and is a predicted model, not a curated record. Lineage: Eukaryota; Metazoa; Chordata; Amphibia; Anura; Bufonidae. Bases 239 to 1552 code for a protein of 437 amino acids. The transcript is spliced from 2 exons. Gene Ontology annotation, biological process: neuron projection regeneration.